AUGGCCUUCUCGUCUUCCGCGGCGCCGCUGCCGCCGCCGCCGCUGCUGCUGCUGCUGGCCGUCGCUGGAGCCGGCUCGCUGGAGGUGCAGGCGGAGGCCCACGUCCGGGCCUUCGUGGGCGAGGCCGUGGUGCUGCGCUGCUGGUUCCGCACCUCCGCCCCGGUCACCGAGAAGCUGACCGUCGACUGGACGUACCGGCCCCUGGCGGGAGGGGCGCUGGAGCCGAUCUUCCACUACCAGUUGGAUGCCUACCCCGCCCGGGAGGGUACCUUCCGCAACAGAGUCUCCUGGGCCGGGGAUGUGGCCAAGCAUGAUGCUUCCAUUGCCAUCACCGACCCGACAAUGGAGGACAAUGGGACCUUCACCUGCUCCGUGAAGAACCCCCCUGACGUGCAGCACAACCUCCCCCAGAUGGUGCUGACCGUCACGCACCGAGGUGCCUCCUUCCAGCUGACACUGGCCGGGCUGCUCUCCGUGCUGGUCUUCCUCCCGUCGGCCAUGGUGGUGGUGCUGCUGCUGGUCAGGAUGGGCAGGAAGUCCGGGGUGCUCAACAGCGGGAAGAAGUUCGCCUACCAGAAGUCCUCCAUCGAAGUUAUUGAUGAACCUGAGCGACCGGGCUGUGUGGCGAGGCUGGCUGGCAGGUGUCUGCAGUGCCUGGACAUAGAUGAGGAAGACCCUUACUGA
Messenger RNA from Euleptes europaea (tarantolino), 684 nucleotides. It is a transcript of the gene MPZL3, whose product is annotated as myelin protein zero like 3. The record is from RefSeq and is a predicted model, not a curated record. Bases 1 to 684 code for a protein of 227 amino acids. Lineage: Eukaryota; Metazoa; Chordata; Lepidosauria; Squamata; Sphaerodactylidae. Gene Ontology annotation, cellular component: membrane. The transcript has 6 exons.